AUGACAACACUACACUCUGUGCCUGAGCAUGCCUCUAAAACACCACUACACUCGGUGCCUGAGCCUACCUCCAUAACACCACUACACUCAGUGCCUCAGACUGUCUCCACAACACCACUACACUCAUUGCCUGAGCCUGUCUUCACAACACCACUGCACUCAGUGCCUGAGCAUGCCUCUAAAACACCACUACACUCGGUGCCUGAGCCUACCUCCAUAACACCACUACACUCAGUGCCUCAGACUGUCUCCACAACACCACUACACUCAUUGCCUGAGCCUGUCUUCACAACACCACUGCACUCAGUGCCUGAGCAUGCCUCUAAAACACCACUACACUCGGUGCCUGAGCCUACCUCCAUAACACCACUACACUCAGUGCCUCAGACUGUCUCCACAACACCACUACACUCAUUGUCUGAGCCUGUCUUCACAACACCACUGCACUCAGUGCCUGAGCUUGUCUCCAUAACACCACUACACUCUUAA
Messenger RNA from Pelobates cultripes (western spadefoot toad), 489 nucleotides. The record is from the annotation of a GenBank genome assembly. NCBI's taxonomy places the organism in Eukaryota, Metazoa, Chordata, Amphibia, Anura, Pelobatidae.